UGUGUAACAGGGUGCUGCCAAGGAGAAACAAGCCAGGCCCUUGUUAGCACGAUUCCAGAGGAAGAAGGGUAUUAGUUGGGCGGGCGGAGGGGCCACACCCUAAUUACCAGAGUGGAUCCAGUUGCAGGCCUGAGUAGCCAGCCUGCCUUAUACAGCUGGCUAAGAGCUGGGAAGCAGGGGGAGACAGGAAAGGGAGGAGUGUGGGUGCGAGAUCUCUGCUGGCUGGGAAGUUAGUAGUCGCCCAGAGUGUUGAUCACUGUAAAUAAUUGGUGGUGAGAACAGACACAAACAAUAAAAGGACAUGGGUGUUGUUCUUCAGUUCGUCUUUGACAGCAUUUGUGGAGGGGUUGAGAGCAGGCACUGCUACAGUGUGUCUGACUAGUUGUGCGUCUGUCUCAGUGUCGCUUUCUUUCUUUCUGCCGCCUCCUCAUAACACACUCUCCUUCCUCUGGUCAGUGUUUGUCUCUUUUCGGUAUCUCUUCUCUUUCCUCUGCACCCUCCUCUCCAGGUACUGCCCUUGAACCUCUCACUCCUUGCUCCACACACACCCCUCACCCAGCACAGGAUGGACCCCCUGCCUCUGCUCCUCUACCUGUGCGCAGUGCUGGCACCGAGCCAUGGAUUCAGCGUGGACGUGGAGGGACCCAUCACCUUCCAGGAGGCUGCAGCGGGAUUCGGGCAGAGCGUGGUGCAGUUCGGGAGUGCCAGCGCUGCGGGGCUGCUCGUCGGGGCCCCGCUGCAGACGGGAGACGUGAAUGAAACCGGCAAAGUCUACAAGUGCGACCCGGGCUCCAGACGCUGCGAGGAGAUCCCCAUCCAGAGGCCCUCUGAUGCUGUGAAGAUGUCCCUUGGUUUGUCUCUGGCUGCCCGGGACUCCCAGAUCCUGGUGUGCGGCCCCACGGUGCACCAGGCCUGCGGGGAGAACAUGUACAUCAAAGGCUACUGCUUCCUCCUGGACCAGAGCCUCCGGCAGCUCCGGCGCAUCCCAGACAGUCUGCCAGAGUGUCCCAAACGCCCCACAGACAUCGUGUUCCUUAUCGACGGCUCAGGCAGCAUUGGUGACCAUGACUUUGGAACAAUGAAGACGUUUGUCAUCGAGGUCAUAAGGCAUUUCCGUGGCACCGACACGCUGUUUGCCCUCGCACAGUUCUCCAGCAGUUUCCAGGAGCACUUUGACUUCAACAAGUUCAAGAGCACCCACGACAUAGAUUCACUCGUCCGUCAAGUUAGACAGCUCAGACAAAAUACCUACACACCCACUGCCAUCCGGAAAGUGGUGAGGGAGCUGUUCGUCUCAUGGAAAGGAUCCCGGGAUGCAGCUACCAAGAUUCUCAUAGUGGUAACAGACGGUAGGAAAAAUGACAACAUUCAAUACUCAGACGUGAUUCCAGAGGCAGAGAGAGAGGGUAUCAUCCGCUAUGCCAUCGGGGUUGGCCGGGCCUUCUCCCUGCAUAGUGCCCAGCGAGAGCUCCAUGAGAUCGCCUCUGAUCCUACCGAUGAGCACGUCUUCCGGGUGAAUGACUUCGAUGCCCUCCGGGGCAUCCAGAACCAGCUGCAGGAGAAGAUUUUUGCCAUUGAAGGCACCCAGUCCCAGAGCGGCAGCUCCUUCCAGCUGGAGAUGUCUCAGGAUGGAUUCAGCUCCCUGCUGUCCCCUGACGGACCUGUGCUGGGAGCGGUGGGAGCCUAUGACUGGGCCGGUGGGGUAUACCUGCAAGAUUCCAAGCGUGGAGGAUGGCGGGAGGAAACCGAGGUGCUGGGAGAACAGGGGACGAUGCAAAAGAUCUGCACCGAGAUACUGCAGGGGCAGACGGGGCAGGCGUUCGGGCGCUUUGGGGCCAGCAUGUCUGAAAUCGGGGACAUCAGCGGGGACAGACAGAUGGACGUGGCCAUCGGGGCUCCCAUGGAGAAUGACAAUCGCGGGGCCUUGUACAUCUUCCAUGGGGGAAAUAGAGGCCUCAGUCCCCAGUACAGACAGCGCAUAGAGGGGUCACAGUUCCCCAGCGGGCUGCACUACUUUGGCCAGGCCGUUAGUGGCGGGACAGACCUGACGUGGGAUGGGCUGCCAGACAUCGCAGUGGGGGCACAAGGGCAGGUCCUGCUGCUGAGGUCCCGGCCUGUGCUCAAAGUCAAGGUCUCCAUGAGCUUCCAGCCCCCAACCAUCCCCACCUCAGCCUUCGAAUGCCAGGGGCAGGAGCAGCUCAACACGGAGGCCAGCAGAGCAGAGGUCUGCUUCACCAUCACUAAGAGCACCAUGGACAGCCUAGGCGACAGGAUCUCCAGCACCAUCCAAUACAGCCUGGCCCUGGACCCCGGGUGGACGAAGAUCCGAGCUGCCUUCGACUCCACCGGCCCCGUCCUGAGCAAGGACCUGCGGCUCGGCAUUGAGAAGAAAUGUGAGACGUAUCAGAUAACGUUACCUCUCUGCCCAGAGGACACCGUGACCCCCAUCACCCUGCGCCUCAACUACACCCUGAUGGGGGACCCCAUCGCUGCCGCCAACCGCCUCAGACCCAUCCUGAGCGAGGACUCUGAGCUGGUUUCUGCAGGUUCGCUCCCGUUUCAGAAGGAUUGCGGCACAGAUGGCCGCUGCAAUGACCAGUUAGAAAUCUCCUUCAAUUUCUCUGGCUUGAGCACCCUGGUGGUGGGGGUCACCCCCGAACUCAACACCACCGUCUCCAUCCAGAGCCGUGGGGAGAAUUCCUACAGCACCAGGGUGCAGUUCUUCUACCCGGCCACGCUGUCCUAUCGCCGGGUCCUGCUACUCCAAGUACCCCAACGUGGGGCAGGCUCGGCAGGGGGCGCUGUGCUGCAGGGAGCUGAGCGUCUGGCUGAGCCGGCCAAGCCUGUGUGGUGUGUUCUGGGCGCAGGCUCACAGCACCCAGGACGGCGGCUAUUCCAGCGUCCGCGCCAGCCCGAGGCUGUUCAUACAACAGUCCCCCUGAUCCCCUGUGCCUGCCCCGCCCCCGCAGUCUCUGGCAGUUCCCCAGGCCCUGACUCUCACCCCCGCUGUUUUUUCCAGGCCGUCUUCGUUGCCACCUUCGACGUCUCCUCUGAGGCCGACCUGGGAGACAGGCUGCAGAUCACGGCCAAGGCCGGCAGUGACAAUGGCGGCCCCAUCACCGAGCGCAUGAUUCACCGGGCGGAGCUGCCAGUCAAGUACGGCAUCUUCAUCAUCCUCACCAGCCUCGAGGAGUCGACCAAGUACAUCAACUUCUCCAAGGAGGAAGGGACAAGUGUGCUAGUGACACAUCGGUACGAGGUCAAGAACCUGCGGCAGAGAAGCGUCCCCAUCUCGGUCACGUUCCAGUUCCCCGUGGAGCUGAGUGGGGUCCGGGUGUGGGACGCCUCUGAGGUCGUCCCCUCCAAGCCCCAGCUGGCUCAGUGCACCAGUGAGGUGGGAACGCCUGGUUCAAAGGACUUUGUGAAGCAGAUGAGUGAGCGCCCCCUGCUGGACUGCUCCGUGGCCACCUGUAAGAAGAUCCGGUGCAGAAUCGCCUCCCUGGAAAUGCAGCAGCCGCUGGAGUUCAUGAUCAAAGGGAACGUCAGCUUCCAGUGGGUCUCCCAGACUCAGCAGCAGAAAGUGAGUCUGGUGAGCGAGGCCCGGAUUGAAUACGAGGAGAAGAAAUACACCCAGAAGGAGGGAUUCGUCCAGCGCCAGGUGCAGACGGUGGUGGAGCGCUCCGAGGUCUAUAACUACCUGCCCAUCAUAGUGGGCAGCAGCGUGGGGGGCCUGGUCCUGCUGGCUCUCAUCACCACAGCCCUCUACAAGUUUGGCUUCUUCAAGCACCAGUACAAGCAGACGAUGGAGGAUCAUGUGGAGGGUGAGGAGCCUGUCCCGACCCAGAGCGCUGCCCCUGGAAACCCCCCUGUUUCCGAUGCCCCCAAACAAUAGCCCCCCAUGUGCCAACACCCCCGGCUUUGCUUCUCUCUGGGCUGCUCCAGAUUCACCCCGCCCCCUUAUGUUGCCACCUCCAAGAUGCAGAAAGACUGUCCAUCCUCACACCAACAAAACACGUCCUAGUGCCAACUGGAGCCAAUCGUUACUCAGAUUAGACUUGGCCGGAUUCUAUUAAUCUUUUUAUAAUUCUGAUGGAGAAUUAUCCAACGUAAUUAUCCUGAAAGCAGCCCUAGUGACACUGUUAUUACCACAAGCUUUAUACACAUUUAAGUUGGACUCUAAGUUCUCCUGCAACAAUUUUUGUUCGUUGUCUGGAGGCAUGUUUUGAUUAUCAAUGGAAAUAUUGUAUCGCUGGUUUUUGUGGGUGUGCGGUGAAACUGGUGUUUGCUGACAGUUACCCUCUGCCCACCCUCCCCAUCUAAUUCACUAUUCCUGAAGUGAGAAAGGAAGUAUUCGCUCAACGCUGAGGAAGCGGGCCUGGCCUAUAUGAUUUGGUCAGGAAGGCUGCUGAAGGCAUGUGGUGAGACUCUUUGGUUGAAUCUGAUACAGUUUGUUAAGUCAGGCACUAGUAAACAUUUCAUCUUUUAUUUUCUUUGUAACUAAUCCUGACUUUUAUGCUUCAUUUCUUGGACUCCCUUAAAAUCUUUGAAGUUAAUAAACUUG
Messenger RNA from Chrysemys picta bellii (western painted turtle), 4561 nucleotides. The record is from RefSeq and is a predicted model, not a curated record. Lineage: Eukaryota; Metazoa; Chordata; Testudines; Emydidae.